Molecule: messenger RNA, 2209 nt
Organism: Bursaphelenchus xylophilus (pine wood nematode)
Lineage: Eukaryota; Metazoa; Nematoda; Chromadorea; Rhabditida; Aphelenchoididae
Source: the annotation of a GenBank genome assembly
AUGCCGGAACUGAUCACUAGACGAGAGCCACCUUUCUUCUACAUCACUCUGAAUCGGCCGGCCAAGAAAAACGCGAUUAAUGACGAGGUGAGUGAGAGGAAAUUGGUUUCGAAAAUUGGGACUUUUUAAGGAAAACGUUGAUCUUUUUGUGGAAAAAUGUUGCGCUCUAUAGUAGGAAUAAGGAUGAAACUUUGUAUAAUAAACCGCAAAAAACGUCACAACUUUCUAAAUUUUGAGCUAAAAAUCUCGGUCUUUUCUACGAAGAACGAACUCGAAAUCUCGCACGUGUUCUAGAACAAAUUAGUCGAACCUUAUGCCAAUUUUCAUCAAAAUCAAUCAGAACCUAGCGCUGCUCGUUUAGGCUUCAAAACUUCAUUAAAAAAAGGUUUUCAGCUCUACGACGCCCUCCCAAAACUUCUGCGCCAAAUAAAUUCUGAUGACGAAAUCAUUUUUACUGUCCUUACCGGUAAGAAAAUCACGUUUUACUCCAAAACAACAUAUUGAAUUUUGCAGGAGCCGGCGAUUUCUUCAGUGCUGGCACAGAACUGACGGCAAAACAAGUUAGAAAGUGAGAAAUUUUAACAUGCGAAAAAUGUUUAUGAUUCUUUGGUUUAAAAUUCGAUUUUCAGCGUCUCCGACGCCACUCCGAAGUACAUUGAGACCGCCUCGGAACUCAUUGAGCACAAGAAAAUUGCAAUCGCUCUGCUGAAUGGACCGGCUAUCGGAAUUGCCGCCACAAUUUUGGGACUGUUCGAUUUAGUUUUGGCGACUGAGAAGGUGAUUUUUUACGACAAUUUCUUUCAAUAUUUAAAAGGUUUUUUGAGUCGCUGCACAGUGAAAAAAAUCAAAAAAGUUUAGCACAGUGCAGUUACAAUUUUUUUUCGCACAGUGCAGUCACAAAAUUUGCCUUUCGCACAGUGCAGUUAUAAAUUUUUUUUGCACAGUGCAGUCACAAAAUUAGUUUCUUGCACAGUGCAGUCACAAAAUUAGUUUCUUGCACAGUGCAGUCACAAAAUUUCUCCUUCGCACAGUGCAGUCACAAAAUUAGUUUCUUGCACAGUGCAGUCACAAAAUUUGUCUUUCGCACAGUGCAAUCACAAAAUUUGUCGUUAGCACAGUGCAAUCACAAAAUUUGUCGUUAGCACUGUGCAGUCACAAAAUUAGUUUCUUGCACAGUGCAGUCACAAAAUUUGUCGUUCGCACAGUGCAGUUAUAAACUUUUUUCGCACAGUGCAGGCACAAAAUUUGUCUUUCGCACAGUGCAGUCACAAAAUUUUUUCGCACAGUGCAGUUAUCAAUUUUUUUCGCACAGUGCAGGCACAAAAUUUGUCUUUCGCACAGUGCAGUUAUAUACUUUUUUCGCACAGUGCAGUCACAAAAUUUGCCUUUCGCACAGUGCAGUCACAAAAAUUUUUUCGCGCUGUGCAACUCACAAAAAGUUUCUUUUGUACGGUGCAAUAAACCAAAAAUUUUGUGAGAUAAAAGUUCCAUUUCUUUAGGCAUACUUCCUCCUCCCCUUCACCCAGCUGGGCUUGUUGGCCGAAGGAACUUCGUCCACCAAUUGGGUCCACACAAUGGGUCGCAUCAAAGCCGCCAAGCACUUGAUCUUCUCCGAAAAAUUGUCGGCCAAGGAGGCGCACGAGGCCGGACUGAUCUCGCACGUUUAUCCCGAGGCCAAUUUCAAGGAGGAGUGCGAAAAAUAUUUGAAAUAUUUGACCACCUUGGCGCCAGGGGUAAGUUUCGGAUCGUUUUUUUGUGGUGUGUUAUUCUUAUUUUUUUUGCGCAGUGCAAUUUUUUACUCGUCUGCACAGUGCAAAAAAAAUUUUUGAGAGUGCACGGUGGGAAAUUUUUAAAAUUUUUUGCACUGUGCAAAACGCUAAAAGAUUGCCAUAAAUUAAUUUUUUUGUAAUUUUUGGAGUAAAAAUCAACUAAUUCUUUGAAGAAAAUCUCGAAAUUCAAAAAAAAAAAAAAAAAAAAAAAAUUAAUUUUGUUCAUAAAAUUUUUAAUGUGUUUUUUGCUCGUAAUCUUACCCUAUUUUUACGAUUUUCAGUCAGUUCUGGCCGUGAAAGAAUUGAUGGUUCGCGACCUCCGCCCUCAAUGGAGAAAUACGCACGUUGAGGAGGUGAAAGCCCUGAUUCAGCGCGCCAAAGACCCUGAAAUGGCCGAAUUUAUGGCCAAAUCGAUCCAAAAACGAAAGGCCAAGAUCUGA